Molecule: messenger RNA, 876 nt
Organism: Triticum dicoccoides
Lineage: Eukaryota; Viridiplantae; Streptophyta; Magnoliopsida; Poales; Poaceae
Product: E3 ubiquitin-protein ligase RNF185-like
Exons: 1
Coding region: 11-676 (221 amino acids)
Biological process (GO): ubiquitin-dependent protein catabolic process
Cellular component (GO): endoplasmic reticulum
Molecular function (GO): ubiquitin protein ligase activity
Source: RefSeq, a predicted model, not a curated record
GUCCAGCGCCAUGGCGAACCGCGUCGGCGAGUCGUCGUCCUCGUCGUCGAGCGCCAGCGGCGCCGGGAAGGACUCGGGCAGCUUCGAGUGCAACAUCUGCCUCGAGCUGGCCCAGGACCCCGUGGUGACCCUGUGCGGCCACCUCUUCUGCUGGCCGUGCCUCUACGAGUGGCUCCACGUCCACGCGCACUUCCCCGAGUGCCCCGUUUGCAAGGCCAAUGUCGAGGAGGACAGGCUCGUCCCCCUCUACGGCCGUGGCAAGACCUCCGCCGAACCGCGGCCGAGCUCGUCUGAGGGGCCGCAGAUCCCGAGCAGACCGUCCGGGCAGCGGCGCGCCACUGCUCCGCCGCCUGAUCACCGUGACCAUUACCCGCACCCGAACCAAAACCCGUGGUUCCCUGGUGCAGGCGCCAUGGCCGGCGGUCGGUGGGGGAAUUACACAUUCUCCGCCGCGAUCGGGGGGCUGUUCCCUCUGCUGAACUUCCAGGUGCACGGGUUCCCGCCGGCGUAUGGACCCGCUGCCGGGAUUCCUUACGGGUACGGGCAUGACUUCCAUGGGUGGCACGGGCAUGGCUUCCCGCCCCAGGCGCCGCAGGGCCAGCAGGUCGAUGUCUACUUGAAGAUGCUGCUGGUCCUCGUCGGUGUGCUUGUCAUCGCUAGCUUAAUUGCAUUUUAGAUUAUGUGUUGUGGAGGGCCGUGUUGGUGUGCUUGCAUUUCAAUCUGAGUGCAUCGUAGGUAGCUGAGCUCCCAUGGUUAUGGUUUGAUCAGUGUGGAGAGCAGUAGAAUGACCAAAUUUCCAUUGUGUAAUAACCUGUAAUUGCCACUGUGUGGUGUCCCCAGUGAAUUUGAUCGGUGCAUUAUUUAUGCAUUUACAUU